Malus domestica (apple) is the source of this 2132-nucleotide messenger RNA. RefSeq names its product xylan O-acetyltransferase 1-like. Lineage: Eukaryota; Viridiplantae; Streptophyta; Magnoliopsida; Rosales; Rosaceae. Gene Ontology annotation, cellular component: Golgi apparatus. Gene Ontology annotation, molecular function: O-acetyltransferase activity. The record is from RefSeq and is a predicted model, not a curated record.
UGCCCUCCACCAAAAAGCCAAAAACCAUUGUCUUGAAGACAACCACAUUUCACCAAACACCCAAUUAAACAAAUCUCAUUAAUCUAAUAUUCCCUUGCUAAAAUCCCUUAAUUCUCUCUUAAUCCACACGUUCAUGUCUUUCACUUCUUUCUUAUAUUUUCCUUCUUCUUCCUCCCUCUCUCCAACUCCCUCUCUCUUUUCUACUCUCUCUCUCCCAUGCAGCUACCUCGCAGAAAAACUCUCUCUCUCUCCGAAUCUGCGGCAAUGAAGGUACGCAAGAACAAUAACCUCUCCAUCUUCGUCGUCGUCUUUUCGGUCUUCCUCUUCGGGGUGUUCAUGUAUAAUGAGGACGUGAAAUCCAUCGCCGAGUUUCCAUUCUCGAGCCACAAAGCUCAAGAACUCCAGGAAGAACUCCAGUUGUCGAGACAGAGCGACCCGGUUCAAGAAACGAAACAGACCGACUCUGUUCAAGAAACCCACAACAGAGUGUCUCUGAGCUCGAGAACCCAACUGGAAGAAACCCAUUUGGAGAAUCACAAUUCAGAGGAAACCCAGUUGGAAAAUCACAACUCAGAGGAAACCCAGUUGGAGGAUCACAGUUCAGAAGAAACCCAGUUGGAGAACAACAAUUCGGAUGAAACCCUAGAGCCGGUUGAUCUGAAAUCCAUCGUCGAACAACACAAAGAUCAGAAGAUUGAAUUGUUGGGUUCUUCUCAGGAAGAAGAGGAAGAGGAGGAGAUUGAACUGCCGCCGGAAGAUUGCGAUUUGUUCAACGGAGAUUGGGUUUUCGAUCCCGCGACUCACCCCUUAUACAAAGAAGAAGAAUGCGAGUUUCUUACGGAGCAAGUGACGUGCAUGAGAAAUGGAAGGAAGGACUCUCUGUACCAGCAUUGGAGAUGGCAGCCCAGAGACUGUAAUCUCCCGAAGUUUAAUGCGAGAUUGUUGCUAGAGAAAUUGAGGAACAAGAGGCUGAUGUUUGUUGGAGAUUCACUGAACAGAAACCAGUGGGAAUCCAUGAUUUGUUUUGCUCAGUCUGCCGUUCCUCCCGGCAGGAAGAGCCUGGUGAAGAAUGGCUCCCUCUCUGUUUUCAGAGUUGAGGACUAUAAUGCCACGGUGGAAUUUUAUUGGGCACCAUUUCUGGUGGAGUCAAAUUCAGAUGAUCCAAACAUGCACAGCAUAUUAAAUCGAAUAAUAAUGCCCAAAUCAAUUAAAAAGCAUGGUGAAAAUUGGAAGGGCGUCGACUAUCUAAUUUUCAACACAUACAUUUGGUGGAUGAACACUUUCAACAUGAAAGUUCUACGAGGUUCGUUCGAUCAAGGGGCAACGGAAUACGAUGAGAUCGACCGGCCGUGGGCGUACCGGAGAGUCAUGAAAACUUGGGCUAAGUGGGUGGACAAGAACAUUGAUCCUAAUCGGACCACCGUUUUCUUCAGCAGCAUGUCUCCUCUUCACAUCAAGAGUUUGGAUUGGGACAACCCAAAUGGCAUAAAAUGCGCAAAAGAAACCACACCAGUUUUGAACAUGACAACCCCAUUGGAAGUGGGCACGGACCGCAGGCUAUUUGUGAUUUCAAGCAACAUAACAAAAUCAAUGAAAGUGCCCGUCUACUUUCUCAACAUCACAACCCUCUCCGAGUUCCGCAAAGAUGCACAUACCUCAGUCUACACCAUCAGGCAAGGCAAGUUGUUGACGCCGGAGCAGCAAGCCGACCCGGCCACUUACGCAGACUGCAUCCAUUGGUGCCUCCCCGGGUUGCCCGACACAUGGAACGAGUUUCUUUACUCACGUAUCAUCUCCCGCUCUUGACACAUAGGAAAAUCCGUACACUCUGCCCCUUGUUGUUUUAUAAUUUUUGUUUUAAUUUUGGGUCCACUAUUUCAUGUAAUUUCUCUCCUCAGUUUUUACUGUCUUAGGAACUCUUGUUUUUUAUUUUUUGGUUCUUUUAUUCAGCCAAUUUGACUAAAAGGUGAGAGCUGAAUGAGGAUGCUAAUUUUUAGCCAAAGUCUCACAAAAUUUGCUUAGGCUGAAAAGGGACUCUUUGAUACCACCCCCUCCCCACAAAACCCGAAUUGUAAAAUUCAUAUUCCAAAAAAUAAUAAAGAAAACGCAAAACUGCAUGUCCUCUUCUCUUA